Pygocentrus nattereri (red-bellied piranha) is the source of this 5599-nucleotide messenger RNA. RefSeq names its product NCK-associated protein 5-like (gene nckap5l). Gene Ontology annotation, cellular component: microtubule plus-end. Lineage: Eukaryota; Metazoa; Chordata; Actinopteri; Characiformes; Serrasalmidae. Bases 367 to 4881 code for a protein of 1504 amino acids. The record is from RefSeq and is a predicted model, not a curated record. Gene Ontology annotation, biological process: microtubule depolymerization; microtubule bundle formation. The transcript is spliced from 12 exons.
UGUUUGGCUGCAACCGUUGGAGGAGGGAGAUUCUGGGAGUGGAGAGGUGGGGGGCUGGCCCACAGCUGUUGUAGUAGGCUGGGUCUGUAGGGGCAGGAUGCCUGCUUCACUCUCCCCGGAACAAUGGAAGGACAUGGAAGCCGCCUCAGAUGGCCUGCACCGACUAACCUAAGGACAGCCUUCUCAGUUCCACAGUGAGGGACGGACGCACGUCUGAAGCUGAGAUUGUGCGGGUGGCUGACCGCCGUCUGCUUUGGCAGGGGUGCAUGGGACUCUUUGUGGCAUAUUCGGAUCCUGCAUCUGUGUCUCGUAUUCAUCUUGCUGUCUUGGCUUGCUGGCAGGUUAUGAGGAUGCUCUAAGGUGAAGAUGAUGUCGGAGGAGGCCCAGCACAGAGUGCUUGAGGAGGACCUGGAGUCCGAAGAAGGCGACCUAGAAUCAUAUCUGGAGGAGGAGAGCAGCAGUGAGCUCCUGGAACGUGUCCGAGAGCUACAAGCUGAGAACUCUGCCCUUUCCCUAGCCAACGAGAGCCAGAGAGAAGCUUAUGAGAGAUGCUUGGAUGAGGUUGCCAACCAUGUCGUCCAGGCUCUGCUCAACCAGAAGGAUCUUCGGGAGGAGUGCAUCAAGCUGAAAAUGCGUGUGUUUGAUUUGGAGAGGCAGAACAGAACACUAUGUGAACUCCUUCAAGAGAAACUGCACAAUCAGUCAUGUGCCCAUCAGCAGACUGGGUCCUGCUUGGAGCACAUAGCUGAGCUACAACACAGUGACGCAAGCAAGCUUAUUGAGACUCAGAGGAAUGCACAAGCCAAGGGAAAUGGGGAGUGUGCACAAAAUUGUUUUCCUGACACCCAAAGCUCCACCACCUCCAUGGAGGCCUUAUCUCCGUUUUUGAAAAAGAAAGCACACAUUCUGGAGGUCCUCCGCAAGCUUGAAGAGACGGACCCUCUGCGCUACCACCGUUCCUCUGGCAUCUCUUCCCUCUGUGAAUACAGCCAGGCUCUGGUCUCCAAGGACAGUGUAUUGGCCUGCAGAGACAAUUCUCCCAGGUGUAACGUGACAAAAUCGCACUGUCCGCAUUCCUGUUCAGACGUUUGCACACAUCAGCAUUUGAACGGAGGGGAGCACAAUAGUGUAAAGUGUGGAAGCUGUAACACAUGCCUGAUGUUAUCCAAUAAGGACUCGAUCACUUUAGCAAACAGUAGCCACAAUUGCUGCACUUCAAAUGCCAUUACUAUUGACAACCUGAACUUGGCUCUACCAGAAUUUCACAAGAACCAAGACUUACAGAGCCUCGUGAAGCCUGCCGCAGGUACUAGUGAACUCAUGGUAAACAGGAAAUCUGCUGAGGUGUCAGCUUCUCCAAGGGAACAAGACCCUGACCCGUCUAGUGAACUUGCGCCAACGGAACCUCCAGACUCUUACCUUAACUUGGCGGUGGCAGAAAGAGACCAUAGCACAGUUCCUGAUCAUACACCAUCCAGUUCCGUUGCACUAACAGAGAGAGAGAUAAUAGAUGAAAAUAGAAUGUCAGAUCUUCUUGUGGACUCGCUCUUAUCAAAAAGGUCAAGUAGUACUGUCUGUGAGGAACACAUUAGUGAUGAGAGUACAAACAAUGUGAGUCUUCUGGAAAAGGACUACAAGCACUUAAAUACUGUAGCAUCACAGAGGAUUGAGAAAGUCACAGGAGCUGAAGAGGUUUUGCAAGUGGAAGCCACUGAUGUCCACGGAGUCUUUCCCAACACCUCCAAGCUGCCUGCUCUUAGUCUGAAGGAAAACUUGCAGGACCAGUACUGUGAGUUGGAAAGCAGCGAACCUGUGCAUAAAGGGUUGCUGUUUUCUCCCAAUGAGAACCAUACUGCCUCAAAAGUGCUGGAUGAGAUAUGUGUACCUGUCAAAGACAGCACCUCACAAGAGCUUCAGGCUGACCGGUCCAAACUUGUGAGUCCAAACCAAGUGUCAUGCCUUAAAGAAGUCAAGGCCUCCCCUUCGAAGCUUCUCAAGUUCCUCAAGAUUCCCACCCUUGGAGAGCGUGCUCCAGCAGCCAAUCCCCCACGUCUCAGCCCUCAGCUAACGCGCAGCUCAAAGAUCCCUUGUCGUAGCAACAACUAUGAGGUGCAUCAUUCUCCGGUUGCUUCCCGCAAAGCAACUACAACAGAGAGACAAAAACCGCCACCUUGUCCCAAAUUAGACUCUUACCCUUCCACACAUUCUGCACCGACUUCACCACCCCAGCCUGAUGAGCCCCCUCCAGUGGUACCAAAGGAGCUUAACUGUGGCAUUCCUAAAAGUAGUCGAGGUGCCAAACCUACGCAAGUCGCUCCCCCUCAAAAGAACACCCAGAAAAUACCACACUAUGAAAAUGUCUCUGAUCUUUCUCACACGAGUGGAACAGACAUAUCCCAGGUUCUUGGAGAAGUGAGUACAGCUCUCCGUUAUGCCAGCUCCAACACUGAAAGAGUCAAAGGAAAGCAAGGAAACUUUGGUCAAGAGAGACCAACAAGUCUCAAGUCACAAAAGGACACAUCGCUUGACUCUGAUUCCUCAGACCAAGAAGAGAACUCGGACAGCUCUGUUUGGCAUAAGCAGGUCAACCACCGCAGUUUGCCCAGUCAGUUGUCUUCUCAGAAGUCACAGCUUAGUGGCAUUAACAUGAGGUCCAAAAGCCAAGAGAAAAAUGAGUUGGCAAAAGAGCACACACAAACUGCAGGAUCGCCUGUCAAAAGAAAUGAUCCGCCACCAAUUCCCAAGAAGACAGGCAUGGGUAGACACUCGGGUGAAUCCAGCCAUUCCUUCAAAGAGAGACUGGCUGCUCUUGGUAAGCUAAGGAACCCAGAGGAAUCAGCAGCUUGUUCCCAGCCAACUGAGAAAAGAGAAGCGCAACCCAAUAUGAGUGUGCUUCCUCGAAGCAGUGACAAAAGCAAAACUGCAGACAGGAACUCUGACUGUAAAACUGGAGAAAAUAGACUGUCAAAAAAUGCAGAUUGUAUUGAUGAAAAGGCAUUUGUCUCAGGCCAUAUUGAUAGUGCCAUUGCGAAACAACAAAGUCAAUAUCAGCUUGCUGACCAAGGACUCCGAUCUCUCCCUGUAAGUUCUGUCAUCUCUAAACUGGAAAAUGAGCCAUCCAGAAUGUCCCCUGCAAAGCCAGAAAGCCCAAAGUCCAAAAUGCCUCCACCAUCUACCAAUUUGGAAGCUGCUCAAGCUUUGCGUAGCUUUGUUAAAAGUGCAGCACCUCACAGUCUUUCAUAUGGUGGCAAAAAUAUUACCAGCACCCAUAGUAGCAGCCCCAAUAAAAUUCCUCUGAAAUCCCCUACUAAAACUGUACCACCAUCUUUGAAUCGAGAUGGGAAACCUACUCAAGAGAUUCCGAGAUAUUUGUCCAAAUCUGAGGAUAGGAGCCAACUCCGAGCCACUAAGAAGAAGAACUCCUUUGGGGAGAGCCUUCCUCCUCCACCACCAAGGCCGGCAGAGUCAGCUGAAGAGAAGAGGCACUCCGCACCCAGCCCUCAGUCCUCCAUCGAACAAAAGGUCAUGAAAGGCAUCGAGGAAAAUAUGCUGAAGCUUCAAGAACAGGACAAAGGUCAAGUAGCUGAGGUCAAACAGAAGGCUUCCAACGGUAUUGCCAAUUGGUUUGGCUUGCGGAAAAGUAAGUUGCCCGCCCUUAGCCGGAAACCGGAGGCGUCAAAAGGCAAAGAUGACAAGAGAGAGUGGAAACUGAAUAUAUCCUCAGUGGGUAAGGAUUCUAAAUCGUCUGCUAAAAAGCCAGAGAGUGAGAGCUUGAACAUAUCGAUGCUAAUGGAGAAAGCAGAGGGGCUGCACAAAGCCCUGGAAGAAGAACGGGCAUAUGUGAAUGGUGUUGCUUUGGACCGACAAGGAAAGGGACAUUCUUGUGAGGUGGUGAUGGACCAGGCCCAAGGACAGCUGUCUGUUAUGUACAGGGGAGUGCCAUCAGAUAACUUCAUGCAGCAGCUGCUCAACCGGGUGGAUGGGAAGGAUCCUGGAAGUGUCAGUGUGGCCCAUCGACGCCUCUCAUUUGACUGUAAAGCCAGGCCUGUCUUCAGCCAUCAUAGUACCGCUGUUAUUCAGACCAGAAGCAGCGAGGACAUGGAAAAGGGUUCUGUUUUAAUGAGUAAAGUGGAUGGCGUAUCAGAUGAGAACCUGGCAGAUUCAAUCCACCAUGAGCGCUUUGCAGGCUCUGGAAUCUCCACUCACACCCUGGACAGCGGUAUUGGCACGUUUCCCCUGCCUGACUACAGUGCAAACGCUGGAUGUAAAAGCAUCCCCAAAGGCAAGGCCCAAGGGGAGAUUGAUCCUUCCCUUCCCCAGGGAAGACAUGGCUCAGGGAUGAAGAUUCCUCAGAAGGCCUGGACUCUGGAGAGAGAGCUGUCGUCUUUGGAAGAGGACUACAUCAUGGGUCAGGAGGUGGAUGGUGCCACACUGGAAGGCAAGAUUGCACCCAGUCAGGUUGCCAACAUGAGUCAUGAAGGUGCUGACGUCUGUGGAGCACCUAUGAGAUCUGGGCCCACAAAGAACUGGACUUUCCCCAACCUCAAAGGAUCUACGGAGUCAUCUGAUGUUUAUCUUGGAGUAGGUGAGGGCUUAGAACCAGUAACCCAGAAGAGCUCAUUUAGGAGGCGCACCAAGACUAGUGAAGCCGCAGUCGGUCGUGACGGUGGCCCCAGAAGCCUCCCCCAGGUGGCCCAGGUGCGAAGAGACAAACCUCGUGGUCCCGUCAGCCCUGAUGCGGCGAGGGAUCCUGGGCUGGAGCUGGUGAGAGAGAGGCCUGUUGAUGCUCUCUCGCCCGCCCACCCCCAGACCCUAGAAACCCCCGAGUCUCUCAGCGACUCCCUCUACGACAGCCUGUCUUCCUGUGGUAGUCAAGGCUGAGAACAGGCGGUGGUAGUUGAGGACAAAGGGGUUGACUAACCAUCAGGUACCAAUCUUUUUCUAUACCCUGAUGCAAGUGAUGCGGGACAGUAGUCUUUUUAUAUGAACACUCGCAGGACACUCCCUUUUUGGCACCAGAAUAUUCCAAAUAAAUAUAAUUCCUGCAAACAAAAUUCACCUUUCUAUCUGAGAAUUCCUGUCGGGCAGAAAACAGUGAGUUGGACGUGUUUGUCAUGGACUCCCGCCGUAUUUUUACACACUCUCGAUGUCGCUUAAAAAAAAUAUAUAUAUAUCACUACACCCAUGUUCAUUCUCUGUUUCGUGUAGAAGCAAAGUAGACAGCAAAGUUCUGACUCCGUCGAGUAAACUCUUAAGACAUUUAAAGUCUUCCGAUUUUUUGUUUUGUAUUUUUUUUUCUUUUUAAAAAACCUCUCAGAAUGUUCUCAUGUUGUCUCUACAUGUACAUCUGUGUACAUCUUUUGUUAACAUAGUUGUGUAAAGUUAUUGCAAAGUGAAAAGUGUUUAUGUGGCUGUCUUUUGUAAUUUAAUAUGCAUAUUUUAUGUAAAAAGGUUAAAAAAAAAAGGAAAAGAAAGAAAAACACGUGUGUACAAUUUGUGUCGGACUUCGACUUCCAUUGAUUCCAUUAUGUUACGUGGCAAAAUUUUGUAGCAAUAAUAAAAGUACUCUCCACGUGAGAGAGAGCUACAGUGUUUUACA